This is a messenger RNA of Akanthomyces muscarius, 1218 nucleotides long. RefSeq lists its product as uncharacterized. Bases 1 to 1218 code for a protein of 405 amino acids. The record is from RefSeq and is a predicted model, not a curated record. Gene Ontology annotation, cellular component: cytoplasm. Gene Ontology annotation, biological process: cytoplasmic translation; tRNA methylation. The transcript is spliced from 2 exons. Gene Ontology annotation, molecular function: tRNA methyltransferase activity. Lineage: Eukaryota; Fungi; Ascomycota; Sordariomycetes; Hypocreales; Cordycipitaceae.
AUGGGCAAAUCGUCCAAAGACAAGCGUGAUGCCUACUACCGCCUAGCCAAGGAGCAAGGCUGGCGAGCCCGCAGCGCCUUUAAGCUGCUGCAGCUCGACGAGGAAUUCGACCUGUUUGCCAACGUCUCUCGCGUCGUCGACCUCUGCGCCGCACCCGGAUCCUGGUCGCAGGUGCUCUCGCGCGUCCUCAUCAAGGGCGAGAAAUUCGGCCGCGCCGCGUGGCAGGACCGCGAGGCCCGUCUGCGGCAGCAGAUGCUCGGCGUGCUCCCCUCCGACUCCGACGAACAAACCCAGAGCGAGCUGCGCCGCAACCUCGCCGCGCAGCACGCCGCCUCGAAGCCCCGCGACGACGUCAAGAUUGUGUCGAUUGACCUGCAGCCCAUUGCGCCGCUGGCGGGCAUCACGACGCUGCGCGCCGACAUUACCCAUCCCGCCACGGUCCCGCUGCUGCUGUCCGCGCUGGACCCGGACUAUGCGCGCGACGGCGGCGACGGCAAGGCGACUACCCCCGUGGACCUGGUGCUGAGCGACGGCGCGCCCGACGUGACGGGCCUGCACGACCUCGACAUCUACGUGCAGUCGCAGCUGCUCUUCGCGGCGCUCAACCUGGCGCUGUGCGUGCUCAAGCCGGGCGGCAAGUUCGUGGCCAAGAUCUUCCGCGGGCGCAACGUCGACGUGCUGUACGCGCAGCUCAAGAUCUUCUUUGAAAAGGUCGUCGUCGCGAAGCCGCGGAGCAGCCGCGCGAGCAGCGUCGAGGCCUUUAUCGUGUGCGUGAAUUUCAGGCCGCCGCCCGGGUUCCGCGCGAGCCUCGAGGAGCCGCUGGGCGUCGGGGAGCGGCUGAACACCAUGGUCGAGGCGCGCCAGCGGCAGAUGCCCGUAGUGGCGGCGGGCAGGAUGCAGGAUGCGGCCAGGGCGACGUGGGAUUGCGCGGUGGGCGGCUGCGGACACGGGCUCGACUACGAUGCGGUGGAGGAGAGACCCGUGUAUGAUGACGGCGACGACGAGGCGACGGACACGAUGCGUACGGCGACGACGGACCCGAGUAAGCGCUGGAUUGCUCCGUUUAUUGCGUGCGGCGACUUGUCCGCGUUUGACUCGGACGCUUCCUACACGCUGCCCGAGGACUAUGUCUCCCUGGAUCCGGUGCAGCCGCCGAUUGCGCCGCCGUAUAAGCGAGCGAUUGAGAUGCGGGCUGCCCUGUCCAAGGCCGCUAGAUAA